Messenger RNA from Paramuricea clavata, 5666 nucleotides. NCBI's taxonomy places the organism in Eukaryota, Metazoa, Cnidaria, Anthozoa, Malacalcyonacea, Plexauridae. The record is from the annotation of a GenBank genome assembly.
AUGAAUGUCAACUUAACUAUGAAUGCCAACUUAAAUUUUAAUGACAACUUGUAUACUAUUAAUGCAAACCUAUAUAUUUUGAAUAUCAGUUGUAUUGAUUUAAAUGCCAAAUAUGCUGAUUUGAAUGCCAAAUAUGUUGAAUUGAAUGCCAGCUGUUUUAAUUUAAAUGUCAAUUGUAUUGAUUUUAAUACCAAAUGUUUAGAUUUGAAUGUGAUACUGAAAACUAAUAUUGAAAGAAAUAGUCAUGCCUACAUUAAUUCCAACCUAACUAAAACAAAAAAAGCUACAUACAAGGACCUAAACCACAGGAUAAAUUACUGUAAACUUAGCUUAAGUGGAGACAUUGAAGUCAACCCUGGACCUGCCUUUGUUAUUCCUGGUAGAACUAUACAUGCUCCUUAUAGUCAAGGUAAUGUUGAUGUCUUUGGCGAAAAUGCAGGUCGACGAUGUGUCGCUAUAAGUUUAUGUUCCUUGAUAUAUGUACACGGCAAUGGUUCUAUAUUAGACACAAGUGCUUUAGUUAACAUUAUGAACUUGGGCAAUGAAUUAUAUUCCAUGUUAUCAAGAAUAUCAAGACAAAGUUAUUUAUUACUUACCGAACUACCCACAAUGGUAACGGUUGAAGAUACUGAUUAUUCAUUUGAGUUCAGUGAGAGUUACACUGCUAAUCUUCAUUUCUCCACUGCGAGUGAAAGUAUUCCAUUUGUCAUGCCUUUAGAUUCUGCUUUAGAGCAGUUACGGCAAGAAAGAUUUCAUUUAUUUCUAUUGACAAUUGAACAUAAUACUGUAUCUAUCUUUACGGACUCCAAUGGUUUAUUGAAGGUAGUUGAUUCUCAUGCAAGGGACUCGUUUGGUAUGCCUCAUCCUCAUGGGACAUGUGUGUUGUUAGAGUUUGAUUCAAUCAGUAAUUUGACAGAAUAUUUUAAGUUUAUAUACAGAUUUGGUGCAAUAUUUGAAGUUAGAGGUGUUACAAUUGUAAAUAUUGGGUGCAAUAAACAAUUAGAACAUUCAAAUGAAACUGUCACAGAUUCUAGUACAACUAAUAACGAUACAAAUUUCAAUUAUUCCUCUUCGACAGGUGGAGAUGAUACAUCCCAUGAAAAUUAUUUUCUCUAUACCCAGGAAUGUUCACUCUACAUUUAUUCUAUUUGUUUUUCUACUAUUAUGAAUUGUAGUUAUUGGACUUACCAAACACAAAGUGAUAUUAUUGAGCAUGCCGUAGAGAUGUUUAAUAAUGAAACAAUUAAUGAUAAAAAUCAACCAUCAAAACAUUUUCCAGGAUCCAUUGAAAUAUGUGGUUCACAAAUUGAUAUAGUUAAUACAUCUAGACACGAGGGAACCCUGUGUCUUGCAUCUUUGUCUAGUAGAGUACGCUUGGAGACAGUCAUUCUGUCUAAUGCUAAACAAAACACAGGAUUUUUUAUAUGGCUUUCAAACCAUUGUUUAGCUUGUGUUAUUGUUAAUCAAAGGAAGCAAACAAAAUAUUUUAUACUUUCAUCCACUGAAACUCGUGAGCUAAAUUUACUAAAACCAUUCUCUGACCCUCAUCCCUUUGUUAGUAGAUUCUGCGAUAUACUUGAGUUCACUGAUCCUAACAUAGAGGAAGCGGAAUAUUUAAUUCAAUUUUUGUCAUGUCAAAGUACACUAACAAAGUCAGAAAAACAAAAAGUACAACGGAAACACGCAUAUAAAUCUAUGGAUCCUAUAAAGAAGGAAGCUCUUCUUGAAAAGCGAGCAAUGUCUUACAAAGAAAUGAGUACAAGUGAAAAAGAAUCUUCGCUUGAGAGAAACAGGUCGAACAUGAGACAUAAAUACCAUGCUAUGGCUCCUUCUGAUAAAAAAGAACUUCUAGCAAAACAACUUACGAAAUACAAGUCUCUGUACCCUUUUGAAAAGGAAGGUAUUCUUGAGAGAAACAAGUCGAACAUGAAACGUAAAUAUCAUGCAAUCAAUUCACCUCAAAAAGGAAAUAAACAAGAAGCAUACAAGAAAAGUAAAUCAACUAAAUCUAAUUUGGACUAUUUCAUAUGCAACUUCCAUAAUAAAAUAAGAGAAGGGCCUUGCUAUAUAUGCUCUGUUUGCAACCGACUGUUGUAUAAAAAAUCAGUUAAAUUGCUAAAUAGGAAUAGUUACAGCUCGCCUGUUCCAACGUCUGUGUUCACAAACAUAACGUCAUUUGACAACAAGGAAUAUAUCUGUUCAACCUGUCAUUCAAAGGUAGCUAAAGGAAAAAUUCCUUGUCAAGCAGUUUACAACGAUAUGUCUGUUGAUGAAAUUCCAGUUCAACUUGCACUUCUUGAGAAACUAGAACAAAUUCUUAUUGCACAAAGAAUUGUUUUUGAGAAGAUAAUUAUAAUGCCUAAAGGACAACAGAAAAAGGUGUCCGGAGCAAUAUGUAAUGUACCAGUUGAUUGUGAUCAGACAUGUAAAGUUUUACCACGACCACCAGAAAGGUCCGGUAUUAUAAUGUUAAAACUUAAACGCAAGCUUGAGUUCAGAGGUCAUGUAUAUUUUCAAGCAGUUCGUCCCCAAUUCAUUGAGAAUGCCUUGAACUGGCUGACACUGAAUAAUCCACUGUAUUUUAAUGUGACAACUGAGAUGAAUAACAUCAAUGUAAAUCUUAAGAACUUGGAACAAAAUGAAAUGUCUGAUAUAGAUACAUCAACCGAAGCAUGUUCUACUAGCAGAUUGCCGACAAAUGAAAAUGACGAAAUGGAAGAAAAUGAUGAUCCAUUAAAUGUGUAUCGACAAGCAACCAAUGAAACAUGUUUACAAUCGGUGCUUCCAGAUUAUCCUGUAACUGUGGAGAAUUCUGAAAGAGGUUCAUUGGGAAAUGAAAUAUAUAAUAUUGCGCCUGGGGAAAAUAGGCACCCAGUAUCAAUUAUGACUGACAAGAAAUGCGAAGAGCUCGCAUUUCCAAUCUUAUUUCCAAAAGGACGAUUUGGUUAUAUGGAAGAAAGAAAAAUUAAACUUACACCAGUUAAGUAUUUCAAUGCUAGACUUCUACAUUAUAGUGGACGAUUUGCUACAAAUUCUGAAUACUUGUUCUUUGCACAAUUCGUAAUUGAACAGAAGAAAGUUUCAGAUAGCAUUAAUAUAGCUUUGAAAAAGAUCCAAGGCCAUCCUCUUACUGCAUCCCAAAUAAAGUCUGAUGUAAAUAAAUUAAAAAGUUUAGUUUGUCAAGAGCAAGCAUACUUAUUCCUAAGGCAAAUACCUGGCACUCCACCAUAUUGGCAAAAAUUUAUGUAUGAAGUUAUCGCAAUGGUAAAACAACUUGGUAUUCCAACAUGGUUCAUGACAUUAUCUUGUGCUGACCUUAGAUGGCCUGAGUUGUUUCAAAUAGUAGCUAGAACGCAAGGUAAAAAUUUAACUGAUGAACAAGUUCAAGCCUUAUCUUAUGUUGAAAGGUGUCAAAUGCUAAAUGCUAAUCCUGUUGUUGUUGCAAAGCAUUUCCAACACAGAGUUGAGACAUUUUUUAGUGAGGUACUUCUCAGUAAUAUUAAUCCCAUAGGGAAAAUAAGUUAUUAUGCUCUUCGUAUUGAGUUUGAAAUGAGAGGAUCUCCUCAUUUACAUGCGUUAAUAUGGACGUCUGACUGUCCAAAACUUAGAUCUGAGAGCAAAGAUGCUUAUGUACAGUAUGUCGAUAAACAUGUUCAAGCAAACCUUCCUGAUGAAAAUGAUGAACCAGAGUUGCUUGAGUUGGUCAAAAUGUAUCAAAAACACAAUCAUUCAAAAACCUGCAGAAAAUACAAAAAUGUUAGCUGUCGUUUCAAUUUUGGGCAAUUUUUUACCAAACAAACUAUUGUUGCUGAACCCCUUGAUGUGAAUCUAGAUGAUGAAUGUAAGAGCAGUAUAUUAAAUAGACGUAAGGAAAUACUGUGUUUAGUUAAACAGAAAAUUGACGAACUGUUGAAUCCAUCAAAAGAAAACUAUGAUGCCACUCUGGCACAGACAGAUAUUCUAAAUUCAGUUGGUAUAAGUGAAGAUGAAUAUUACUGGGCUUUAUCCAUUUCACCUGAUUCUCACUUUGACUUACAUCUUAAAAGACCAGUAGACAGCUGUUUUAUUAACAAUUAUUUUGUUGCUGGUGUUAAGGGAUUUGCAGCAAAUGUUGAUUUACGACCAGUUUUUAAUCACUACAAGAGUAUAACAUAUGUUUGCUCCUACUUUACAAAGGAUGAAACAGAAUGUUCUCAAGCUAUAGCUAACGCAGCAAAAGAAGCUAAGUCAUCCAACAUGAAUGUUAGAGAUGGAUUAAAGAAAAUUGGUGCAGCUUUUCUCUCUAAAAGGGAGGUAAACUCCCAAGAAUGUGUGUACAGAUGUAUGCCUGAAUUAUGGUUAAGGAAAAUAUUUCCAAGAACAGUAUUUGUCAGUACAGAUUUACCUGAGAAAAGAGUGCGUGUAACCAAGGCUAAAAAUGAGCUCGAUGAACUUGAUGAUGACAGCACUGAUAUAUAUAAAUCUAAUAUAAUUGAACGUUAUAGUUUAAGGCCAAAUGGAAUUCCGGCUGUUGAUAAAUUAUGUCUGGCACAGUUUGCUACAUCUUACUAUAAGGACUAUAGAACUGACUAUGCUGAAACAAAGGACUCCCAACCUGAUGUGUUAAAUGAUGAUCUACUUGAGUCGCACAAUUUGACGGAAGAUACAGAAAAAUGUCUUCCUCCUAAAAUAAAAUUAAUUAACAAAAACGAAUAUAUGAAGUGUAGAAAAGUUAAAGCUGUUCUAAGGUAUCACACACCAAACAAAACAAAACAAAAGAACCCGAGUUAUAUUUCCACCAUUUGCUCAUGUUGUAUUUUCCAUGGCGAGAAGAAACAGACCUUCUAAGUUCUGAUCAAACAUACACAUCCAAAUUUUAUGAACCUGACGUUCAAGCUGUCAUUGAACAAAACAGGGUAGUAUUUGAACCUGAUGCUGAUGCUAUAACUGACGCACUAGAAGCAAUGAGAAAUAAUGAAGGAAAUAUUGUUCACUCAUACGAUUCCAUAAAUGAUCAGGAAAAUUCAGAUCUAAGAGAUGAGACACGAAAUGUUUCAGAUCUUAACGAGUCCUUCAAUGAACAACAACCUUCACAUCUUGAUCCUACACAGUCAAAUCAGCAUUCAUCUGGAACAGUUACUUACUAUAACCAACCAUCUGAAAUUCCUGACGAUGAACUACGGCAGUCCGUCAGAUCCUUAAACCCAGAACAACGCUGUGCAUAUGAUAUGGUUCUCUCAUGGUGCAGACAAUUGAUAAAAAACUUGAAUAGCUUAAAACCUGUUGAGCUAAAACCAAUAUAUAUAUUUCUAACCGGAGGUGGUGGUGCAGGCAAAAGUCACUUGAUUAAAACAAUAUAUCAUACAGCAGUAAAAACGUUUAGACAUCCUCCUUUUAACCCUGAGUUACCAACUGUUUUAUUAUUGGCACCAACAGGUGUUGCAGCGAUAAAUAUUGAUGGAACAACAGUUAAUACAGGGCUUGCCAUUCCAAAAGAAACUGGUGAUUACCUUCGUGGGAUGUCUGACCAGAAGAGAACACAGUACAGAAUCUCUUUAAAAGACCUGAAACUUAUAAUUAUAGAUGAAAUUUCUAUGGUUGGCAAUAUAACACUGUUGCAUGUCCACCAACGAUUGGAAGAUAUUUUUGGUGUGUCAUCAAUUGAUUUAAUUAUUUGCAGGCAUUAG